Suhomyces tanzawaensis NRRL Y-17324 is the source of this 903-nucleotide messenger RNA. RefSeq lists its product as uncharacterized. The record is from RefSeq and is a predicted model, not a curated record. The transcript has a single exon. Gene Ontology annotation, molecular function: zinc ion binding. Gene Ontology annotation, cellular component: cytoplasm. The coding region runs from base 1 to 903 and encodes 300 amino acids. Lineage: Eukaryota; Fungi; Ascomycota; Pichiomycetes; Serinales; Debaryomycetaceae.
AUGUCAAAAGCCGAAAUCAACACCACUGGUCUCUUCAUUGACCGCACAAAAGCUCCUAACAAAGAUGAUCAAGGUAUAAUAGACAUAGGCAAGAAUUGUUCAAAAUGUAACCAGCUCGACUUUUUGCCAUUCCAGUGUGAAUUUUGCAACCAAGUCUUUUGCUCCAACCACAGAACCCUUGAUCAGCACGAUUGCAAGGGAAAGGCUAAGUUCGAAAAAGGAAAGGUGAUCUCCCGGCACAGCGACCACCUUGGUUCAGUUCAAUCAUUAUUCCCAGACAGAGAUGCUAAUAAGCGUACCGUCGAACAAAAGUUGGCUGCUGCAAAGCCCAAGCCAACCACAAUCUUGGAAACCCAGUUUAGAGUGGGUGAUGUGGCGAAGAAUGCUUCCAAUGCUUUCAGCAAGUUCAAUAAAUUUCUAAAGCUCCAGAAAAAGAAAAAUCUGAGCAGUGGAAGCACUCUUGGAAAAUUGUUCACUUCCAGUACCAAAACUCCCAAGCCAAAGCCUACCAAUAGCGUGGUUGAUUUGGCGUUGUUGAGAAAACUGGCAAAGGGCGAUAUCAAGGUAGCUGUGGGUGAUAGAAUUUAUAUCUGGUGCUUGUACAUUAACCCAAAAAAUACAGAUUCAGAAACUGUGGAGUCGGAAGAAUUGUCUAAAAUCAACAUCGACAAAGACAAAAAGCCAAUUUACAUAUCAAAGAAUUGGCCAGUCGGCAGGGCAUUAGAUUCGAUAGCAGAUCAGUUGAGUAUUAGAAACUUCAACAACUCCACUAAUGAACUGUCCGAACGAUUGAAUAUUUUCAAGCUCAAGGAUGAAGUGCCAACUUUGAUGAAGGCAAGUGACCGAUGCAAUACAUCGUUCAAAAAUUGCGAUACCAUCUACUUGGUAAAGGGAUCCAUAUAG